AUGGGCUACGACAUGGCAUCCCUGGUCCCAUCUGACCAGGCCUUAUACGGCAUCAUCCCCGGAGCUGGGUCGACCCCGGUCGGCCGGGCCACCCUGCCGGUUACCUUUGGCACCUGCGACAACUACCACACCGAGUACGUCAACUUCGAGGUCGCCGAGUUCGAGACCUCUUACCACGCCAUCCUGGGAAGACCCUCCCUCGCCAAGUUCAUGGCAAUACCCAACCACACAUAUCUUCUCCUGAAGAUGUCAGCUCCAAAGGGGGUCCUCUCAGUCUACGGAGACUUGCAGACCUCCUACGCGUGCGAGGCCAAGAACAUCGAGCUCUCCGACACCCUGGAACGAUCCAGGAACUCUGUUCUUGUUGCCCAGGCAGCAAAGAACCUCCCGGCGGACCAGCAGAUCAUCCCCACCAAGGAGUCGACUUCCGAAUCACAACUCGCUCCGGCCGUGGCGACCAAGACCGUCGUUCUCCGGGACGAUGAACGCACAAGACUGCUGUGA
Messenger RNA from Panicum virgatum (switchgrass), 504 nucleotides. RefSeq lists its product as uncharacterized. NCBI's taxonomy places the organism in Eukaryota, Viridiplantae, Streptophyta, Magnoliopsida, Poales, Poaceae. The record is from RefSeq and is a predicted model, not a curated record. The transcript has a single exon. Bases 1 to 504 code for a protein of 167 amino acids.